UCUGUUUCAGCUAAGAUGGAUUCUGACGCUAGUUCCAUCUGCAGUCGCUCCUCAUCCCCAGACCUGGUGGUGGAUGAUUCUGCUGGCAGCUUCUUCUCCAACAAAAUGUUCCAGACUUACUGCCAAGAGCAGAGGGCAGACAGAGAGGCCAGCCACGGCAGGACAGAGCGCUGCGCUGGUGGCGGGAAGGCCAAGAGCAGGUCUGAGCUCAGCAAGGACGAGAUGCAGGACCUGAGAUUGAAAGUCAACAGCCGGGAGAGGAAAAGGAUGCAUGACCUGAACCAGGCGAUGGAUGGCCUGAGAGAGGUCAUGCCCUACGCUCAGGGGCCCUCUGUCCGCAAGCUGUCAAAAAUCUCCACCCUGCUGCUGGCCCGCAACUACAUUCUCAUGCUGUCCAGCUCCCUGGAAGAAAUGAAAAAAUUGGUGGGCGACGUAUACGGAGGCAGUGCUGCCGCCCAGAGACGCUCCAGCACCCACCCCAGGAUCACCACGGCAGCACCCACCGCCCACCUCCCGCUGCACCCUAUGGCCCAGUCCCUGCACUCCCUGGUGGGCAGCAGCACAGCUUCUCCUCUCCAGCAUCACUCGCCUCCCCCGGCUCCUCACUCGCCCCCAUCAGCCAGCUUUCUCGGCUUUCAUGCUCCAGUCCAGGGCCUUCUGAAGGACCCCCUCCACCUGACCAGUUCAUACAGGCACUUCCCCGGCAUGCCCUGCCCUUGCUCACUCUGCCAGCCUCUGCCCGCCACUACCUCCACACUGCACAGCCUGUCCAUGAACAAGUGA
This is a messenger RNA of Myripristis murdjan (pinecone soldierfish), 783 nucleotides long. It is a transcript of the gene olig4, whose product is annotated as oligodendrocyte transcription factor 4. Gene Ontology annotation, biological process: positive regulation of transcription by RNA polymerase II; axon development; sensory organ development. The record is from RefSeq and is a predicted model, not a curated record. Bases 16 to 783 code for a protein of 255 amino acids. The transcript has a single exon. Gene Ontology annotation, cellular component: nucleus. Gene Ontology annotation, molecular function: DNA-binding transcription factor activity, RNA polymerase II-specific; protein dimerization activity; E-box binding. Lineage: Eukaryota; Metazoa; Chordata; Actinopteri; Holocentriformes; Holocentridae.